GGGCGGGGCGGGGCGGGGGCGGAGGUAGCGCGGGGGGGGCGUGGCUCCGCUUCCCUCUGCGCCCGCCACGCUGAGACCGGGCCCAACUCAUCGCCGCAGUGGCGGCGCUCGCCGGCUCCUUUAAGCGGCCGUGCCCCAUUGUUUGCACCGCGGCCAAUGGGCGCCCGGCGGCCGCGGCGCGCGCGGCCAAUGGGGCGCGGCGCGGGGCAGCGCGCGCGCCGCCCCCCGGCUCUAUAAGAGGGCCGGCGGCGCCGCGUGAGUUCCCACUGGCUCGCGCAAAGCCAUCUUGGCAUUGUUCUGCCCGCCCGCCCGCGCCGCCGCAGCCCCGCGCGACACAGCCCCGCACGCCCCCGCCAUGUCCGACGCGGCCGUGGACACCAGCGCUGAAAUCUCCGCCAAGGAUCUAAAAGAGAAGAAGGAAGUAGUUGAAGAAACAGAAAAUGGCAGAGAUGCACCAGCCAACGGCAAUGCUGAGAACGAGGAAAACGGAGAGCAGGAGGCUGACAACGAAGUAGACGAAGAGGAGGAGGAAGGUGGUGAAGAAGAGGACGAGGAGGAAGAGGGUGAUGGUGAGGAAGAGGAUGGUGAUGACGAUGAUGAAGCUGAGGGAGCCACAGGCAAACGGGCAGCUGAGGAUGAUGAGGACGACGACGUCGAUCCCAAGAAGCAGAAAACCGAUGAAGAUGACUAGGCAGCAAAUUCUUUUUUCUUUUUUUUUUUUUUUUUUUUUUUUUUUUUUUUAAAAAAGGGAAAA
This is a messenger RNA of Pyrgilauda ruficollis (rufous-necked snowfinch), 754 nucleotides long. It is a transcript of the gene PTMA, whose product is annotated as prothymosin alpha. Lineage: Eukaryota; Metazoa; Chordata; Aves; Passeriformes; Passeridae. The coding region runs from base 356 to 691 and encodes 111 amino acids. Gene Ontology annotation, molecular function: histone binding. Gene Ontology annotation, cellular component: nucleus. The record is from RefSeq and is a predicted model, not a curated record. The transcript is spliced from 5 exons. Gene Ontology annotation, biological process: negative regulation of apoptotic process; positive regulation of transcription by RNA polymerase II.